Molecule: messenger RNA, 1978 nt
Organism: Baudoinia panamericana UAMH 10762
Lineage: Eukaryota; Fungi; Ascomycota; Dothideomycetes; Mycosphaerellales; Teratosphaeriaceae
Exons: 10
Coding region: 283-1854 (523 amino acids)
Biological process (GO): carbohydrate transport; transmembrane transport
Cellular component (GO): membrane
Molecular function (GO): carbohydrate:proton symporter activity
Source: RefSeq, a predicted model, not a curated record
GCAAGGUCCAUGCGCGGCGCGGGGCGUGCAGAGCACAUGCGGAGAGAGCAUGCUUGAGUGCAUAAGCGGCGCAGAUCAAUAUGGAGACGUAGCAUUGUAUCCGCCCGCUCCACGUUCCGUUCAUCUUCUUCAGCUGCCCGACCUCACAAACCACUCCUCACGCUUUUUUGUUCAUUGCUUGGUGGUGCACUUCCGUGGCACCGUUGAAGACGCAUUGAGCUGGCGGGACUGUUGCUCCCCGAGCUGACACCAUUCACCAGGUUCGUAUAACACUCAGCAAGAAUGGGCUUCGCACUACAGAAGCCAAAGGAUGAGCCUGGCUCAGCAUGGCCUGCCAUCAUGGUAGGCAUGUUUGCGGCGUUCGGUGGUAUCUUGUACGGCUAUGAUACUGGUACCAUUUCCGGUAUCCAGACCAUGCCAUACUGGAAGCAGGAGUUCGGAGACCCCGGGUCUGGUCGCAUCUCACUCAUCGUGUCGAUUCUGUCAGUCGGUACAUUUGUCGGUGCUCUUGCAGCAGGCCUGCUUGCAGAUAUUACUGGCCGCAAAUGGGGCAUCAUCCUGUCUGCCGCAAUCCCUUUCAACCUCGGUGUCAUUCUGCAGGUCGCGUCAACAUCUCAGCCCACUUUCAUUGCCGGCCGCUUCUUCGCCGGUCUGGGUGUUGGCCUCAUAUCUGUGCAAAUUCCAAUGUACCAGGCAGAGUCACUCCCUAAAUGGAUUCGUGGCUUUGUCAUCGGAGCGUACCAAUUGGCUAUCACCAUUGGCCUGCUUUUGGCAGCUCUUGUAAACUAUGGCACCCAGAAUCGCACGGACAGCGGAUCUUACCGUAUCCCGCUUGCUAUUCAGUUUGCAUGGAGUCUGAUACUCUGUUUCGGCAUGCUUGCGCUGCCAGAGACGCCACGCUACUUGAUCAAGAUGGGCAGGGACGAGAAGGCAAUGAAAUCGCUCAAGUACCUACGCCGUCUGCCAUUGGAACAUCCAGCGCUCAUUAGCGAAUUUGAGGAGAUCCACGGCAACUGGGAGUACGAGAACUCGCUCGGGAAGGCUAGCUACAUCGACUGCUUCAGGGGUAACAUCGGCAAACGCACCCUUACCGGUGUUGUUCUGCAAGCUCUUCAGCAGCUUGUUGGUGUUAACUUCAUCUUCUACUACGGUACGAGCUACUUCGCGAGCUCGCCGGGCUCUGGACUUCCGAAUGCAUUCAUCUUGCAGGUCAUCACCAACGUCAUCAAUGUGCUCUGUACUUUCCCCGGCCUCUACGCAAUCGACAGGUUCGGCCGCCGCUUCGUCUUGCUUACCGGCGCUAUUGGCAUGGGGGUGACCCAAUACAUUGUUGCCGCCUGCGGAGUUGCAACGCCAAUAACGAACCAGGCGUCGGCGGCGGCGCAGUUCGCAUUUAUCUGCUUCUACAUCUUCUUCUUCGCAUCGACAUUCGGCCCUGGUGCUUGGGUGGUAACCGGCGAGAUCUUCCCAUUGAAGGUUCGAGCGAAGUGUCUCAGUAUGACAACGGCUGGAAACUGGUUCUUCAACUGGCUUCUUGCUUUCAUCACGCCGUAUCUUGAGGGUGCAAACUACGCUAACCUCGGCUCUAAUGUGUUCUGGAUAUGGGGCGGAUUUUGUUGGAUCGCUGCUGCCUGGAUCUACUUCAUGGUCUACGAGACAAAGGACAUGACUUUGGAGCAGGUCAAUGAGCUCUAUGAGAAUGUCAAGUUUGCCCCGAAGAGUCCCGGCUACCAUGCCGCAGUCCGACGCUUUUCCGUAGCUGGCGGCGACAACAGUAACGAGGCGCGACCGUAUGCAGGCGAGUUUGACGACAAGAAGGACGACUCCUUUGUUGAGAAGAAUGACGUUGCCUAAGGGGCUGCCCAAGGCAUGGACGGACCGUCACAGGCCAGCGACAGCCUCAAAUUAUAAUUCAAUGUUCCGCCAGUCGCUGUAUUUUAGAUCAGGACACCAAGUGUUCAAUGUAACAAGAGGAUCA